This is a messenger RNA of Schistosoma mattheei, 1893 nucleotides long. NCBI's taxonomy places the organism in Eukaryota, Metazoa, Platyhelminthes, Trematoda, Strigeidida, Schistosomatidae. The record is from the annotation of a GenBank genome assembly.
AUGAAUAUACAUAAUCAAUAUCACUGGAUAAGAUUCACAAAUUUGAAGCCAGUUUAUAAUCCUCGAAAGCUUGACGACUCAGUUUUCUCGGAAAAUGACUUUCGACACAGUUAUACGUUUUACCAUCAUGCUCAUGACCAUUUGUACCAAUUAUGUUGUGGUUCACUUUCAAUUCUAAUCAAUCAGAACCAUUGUAAUGGAAAAAUCAAAAAAUUGUUUGAGAAACCUUUUAUUCACUAUUCGAAUCACUGUGAAACUGUUGUUGUAGACUACAGCUCCCCAAAUAUUGCUAAACCAUUUCACCUGGGGCAUUUCCGAGCUACUGUAACAGGAAAUUUUGUUAAAAACAUCAAUGAAGCUUUUGGAAAUAAAGUAAUUGGAAUAAAUUACAUUGGUGAUUGGGGUACUCAAUUCGAUAUCUUAGCAUCGGGAUUUUCAAAAUAUGGGGAUCAGGUUGAAUUGCGAAGAAAUCCCAUUGAACAUUUAUAUAAAGUCUAUGUACAAGUGAAUCGUGAUAUUCAGUCAUCAAAUAAGAAAAAUCUACCAUAUGGAAUUGAUCAUGGAGAUCAAUCAGUUAACUUUUUCAAACCGAUACUCAAUAAUACAACUGAAAUACAAUCUCGUGAUACUGAAUUCUGGCGAUAUAUUCGUGAAGUAACUUGUGAACAGUUGCAAUCAAAUUACCAGCGUAUGAAUAUUCAAUUUACAAGUUACGAAUAUGAAUCCGAUUAUGUGGAGAAGGCUUAUGCACUUGCUAACAUGUUACUAGCCAAUGGGUUAGCUUACAAAAGUUCUGAUGGACUGACUUGUAUGUCGACAGCAAACAAUAAUGAUGUGAAUUUUUCGAAUCAAAAUAUUAUUCUAUUAAAAAGUGAUAAGUCAACUUUAUAUUUAACCAGGGAUAUAGCGGCGGCAAUUUCUCGUUACGAAAAAUACCAUUUCGAUAGGAUACAUUAUGUGGUUGAAAUCGGACAGCGUUUACACUUUCAACAACUCAACUAUGUUCUCCUAAAAAUGGGUUAUAAUUGGCCAGUUUUAUCUAUGGUCGGUGAUGAUGGUGAUGAUAAUACUGAUAAUGAUCAGUGUAGUCAAUGUGCUCGUAAUCUUUUACAUAUUCCAUUCGGUCGAAUUAUGGGAAUGAGUACUAGAAAAGGUGAAGGUUUAUUUCUAUUGGAUAUUUUAAAUAAUGCUCAACAAUUUAUGUUGAAUCGAAUGAAAUCUUCCCAAAAUACACGAAUAACCCAAAAUGAAUCAGUUAAUCCACCAUUGUUAUGUCAAAAUGAAAUAGCUGAUCAUUUAGGUGUAACAUGUUUGGUAACAACAAUGUUUGCUUAUCCACGUCAAAAACCAAUUAAUUUACAGACAUUCCUUGGUUUACCAGUGACAUCAUCAUCAACAACAAUGAAAAAUAGUCAUUUGUUGAAAUCGUCAGCUGUAAGUGAAUUAUGCGGAUUAACUCUACAAUAUUGUCAUGCAAGACUAUGCAGCCUAGAAUCUCGUUCAAUUUCAUCCGGUCUAUUCCCAUUCAAGGUUAAUAGCAGUGAUCCAACAUCAAUUGUGUUUGACAUGGAUCAACUUAUUCAUGAAUUUGAUCAAUUUAAAGAAUGGCCUUCAACAACAAUUAAUGAAAAAUCUUUUGUAAAAUUGGCUGAUCAGUUGUGCAGAUUUUCUACUGUGCUUCGUACUGCUUAUUCAAAAUACGAGCCACAUUACGUACUACAAUAUGCAUUACAACUUACCUCUGAUGUAAACUCAGCUUGGAAGCAUUUACCAGUUUUGGCAUGCACAACUAAAGAAGAUCAACUAAUACGUCUAUUCAUCUUUCUAGCGUCUAGAAAUGUACUCGCCUCAUGUUUACGUUUAAUGGGAAUCAAACCGUUGAAUGCGAUAUAA